This is a messenger RNA of Schizosaccharomyces japonicus yFS275, 1805 nucleotides long. RefSeq names its product glucan endo-1,3-alpha-glucosidase Agn1. The record is from RefSeq and is a predicted model, not a curated record. Gene Ontology annotation, biological process: cell septum edging catabolic process; mating projection tip cell wall disassembly. Gene Ontology annotation, molecular function: glucan endo-1,3-alpha-glucosidase activity. Gene Ontology annotation, cellular component: extracellular region; mating projection tip; mating projection actin fusion focus. Bases 266 to 1540 code for a protein of 424 amino acids. NCBI's taxonomy places the organism in Eukaryota, Fungi, Ascomycota, Schizosaccharomycetes, Schizosaccharomycetales, Schizosaccharomycetaceae. The transcript has a single exon.
UUGAAUGCCAGCCCCCUUACUCGAAAUUCAGGAAUGGAUACCCAAAAGAAGGGAAUGCGAGUUUGGACCUCAAGGACUGCAGUAGAAGUACAAAUAUGGCACUGAAAUUCGGGAAUUAUACGUCGGAUUGCUUACCUUUGUUUCUUGGUACGAACUCAAAGCAAGAAAUAUUUAAACAAAGGACAUCAAGUAGACAAAGAACUCACCAAGUCUUUUAAAGCUAUUUCGGAUUACUCUCUGGACUUUUUAGAAUCUAUUCAUCAUAAUGCUUUGGCUAUCAUUACUUUCGCUGGUGAUUCAUUUACUUAUUCAAGCAGUCAGCGCGGACAAAGAGGUCUUUGCCCAUUUCAUUGUGGGAAACACCUAUCCUUACACUGUUUCGGAUUGGCAAGCAGACAUUCAGGAAGCUGUUGCAACUGGUAUUGAUGGCUUCGCCCUGAACAUGGGAUCUGAUGCUUGGCAGGUCGAGCGCAUAGACGAUGCUUUCACGGCUGCUGCUUCCGUGUCAAGCAGUUUCAAACUCUUCAUUUCUUUCGACAUGUCCGUCAUCAGCGCGGACGCUACUUUCAUUGAGGGUGUUGUGCGUAGAUUUGCCAACAAACCAAACCAAUUCUGGUACAACGGAAAGAUCUUUGUUUCUACUUUUGCUGGUGAGGUUGAUACUUUUGGAUAUACGGAUGAAAGUUCUGGUUGGCAAAAUGCCAUUAAGGAACCACUUGCUGAAGCGGGUUACCCGAUAUUUUUCGCCCCAAGCUGGACUUCUUUGGGCACUGGUGCUCUUAAUCUUGCCGUCACUGACGGUUUCUUCUCGUGGAACUCUUGGCCCACUUCUUCAAACGACAUGAACGAUAAUGACGAUAUUUCAUACCAACAACUGGCUAAUUCUCUCGGAAAGCUGUACAUUGCUCCUGUCUCUCCUUGGUUUUUCACACAUUUGAGUUACAAGAAUUUUGUAUACAAGAGUGAUUGGUUAAUCAUGGAUCGCUGGCAGGAAAUGCUUGACAUGCAGCCUGACAUGAUUGAGGUGAUCAGUUGGAAUGACUUUGGCGAAUCGCAUUACAUGGGUUCCAUUCGUGGUGCCUUGCCUGCUGGUUCUGAUGUGUAUGUUGAUGGUUUCGAUCACAAGGCUUGGCGCUAUUUGAUGUAUCCCUACAUUGAUGCGUACAAAAAUGGUCUUUCUGCACCUCAGGUCACAUUUGAAUCGCUUUUUUACUGGUAUCGUCCUACUUCAAAAUACGCCGUUGCUACUUCGGACUCGUAUGGCUAUCCUUCUGGAGGUGAUUACAUGGAGGACAACAUUUAUGUUGCUGUUUAUUUGCUGGAUGCUGCUGAGGUUACUAUUACAUCGGGUUCUAAUUCACAGACUUUCUCUGGUGUCGCAGGAGUUAAUCGGUUCUCUAUUGCAUUUGAGACCGACACGACUCCUUCAUUUUCUGUUUCUCGUGGUGGUCUUGUUAUGGCUUCUGGUACUGGACCGGAAAUUACUUCUUCCACUGCUUCUUACAACUUUAAUGCUUACACGGGCCACUUGUUUUUCUAGACGUUUAAGGUAUUCUUUUGGAGAGUCGUGCUGGCAUGGCUUUCUAUUGGUUCUACAUGACAACUUUCAAAAUGGAAGAAGCUGGGCUUCCUUCCUAUUCGGGUCUUAACGGAGUUAAGAAUUGGCAUUUUUUCACUGAUUUUAGAAUCUUUUUCCCUAUGGAUUUUGAAGUCUAUAUUGCGAUGGCUGAGCUUUUUCAUUGAGUCCAUAUGGUCCAUGUGUUUUCAUUUUAUUUAAUUUUUACUAAUAAUAUUUGAAUUUUGGG